Messenger RNA from Penicillium roqueforti, 963 nucleotides. RefSeq lists its product as uncharacterized. The record is from RefSeq and is a predicted model, not a curated record. Lineage: Eukaryota; Fungi; Ascomycota; Eurotiomycetes; Eurotiales; Aspergillaceae. The transcript has 2 exons. The coding region runs from base 1 to 963 and encodes 320 amino acids.
AUGCCAGCACCACUUGCAAAAGGAAUCAUCAUUACUGUUUCUGUGCUUGUAGCAGCUGGCAUCGCCGUGUAUGAGUCGCCUCAGUUUCAACAAUGGGUAACCAACUCGCGGCGCAAGAUCGCCUUGGCUCUGCACAACCUCGGCGAUGAGAUCCAACCUCAAGACAUAGCGUUGCGGCAAGACAUUUCCAUGACUGAGGAGACCGGCGAGGUUGCCGAAGAACGCAGACGGAUUGCUCGUGAGGAGAUCAUACGACGGGGAAAGCUCAUUGAAUCGGUCAUUGAAUCGCGACGGAAGUCCAGCCAGCCAGGCCAGCCUCAUAAUAGCUUUGAUACCCUCGUCGACAGCGAGGGCAAUCUGCGUAUACAAAAAGACCACGAAUACAAUGCUCGGUCCAACGAAGAAUUUACUGCUAACUCAACGGGAGUUGACCUGGGGACUUCGGAGCCUUUCCGCCGAGGUGUCAAGAAAACUGAGGCCGAAUCCUCAACUACACCGGGUCGGAAUCAGCUGCAUGUCGACAUCCCCUCACCCGCUCCCUCAAUCCAUCCUUCCGAAUCUAUGAUCCAGUUUACGCCUCGGUCUGAAGCACCCGAGGGGGAUAACCUUUUCGAUCCAUUCUCUCCUAACUCUCCCUUGUCUGCCUCUGGUUCCAGCCACACAGAAGACCAUCAGCAGGUAUAUUAUGCGCACCCUGAUGCGGCAAACAACAUAAAUUAUGAAAGUGAUCACCUUGUCGAGCUAGAUGGUUUCGGCCACGAGAGCGUUCAGUCCUACGAUGAGAUUUCGGCCGCUCCUUCGACCGCUGGAAGUUUCAGCCAUGUCGGAGGAUUUGAAGAUGAAACGUCAGAUGGCACUCUUAGUGACCUUGAUGGGCGAUCUGUUGGUGGUUUGGCUACUCCGGCAUGGUCUGACGUGGGUAGCGUAAUUAGCAACGAGGAUGCUGGACAUCAGUUGCUCUGA